ACUCAGAUUGCAUAUUAUAACCAAUAAUGGAAUCGUAUCAGCCAAUGUAAAAACAUCGCAACCGUCACAUUGUGUCUGUUAUUCUACCAAAUUAUUUUGUGUUUACUUCGGAAUCGAGAAAUUGGAAGUGUUUAUUCUUCCAAAGAAAUUGUGUUUCAACUUUUCCCAGCCGGAAUAUAAAAUUUCUAAAAAAAUACAGAAGAUAAUGCAAUAACUGCUGAAACCUCUGAAGUUGAAACCCUUUUGGGUUAAAUCUUUUAAGAUGCAAUCCUUAUAAACGAAACACUAGAAGUUUCGGAAGAAAUGUGAAUAUAGGAAAAGAGCAAACCAAGAAAUUCGGGAAGGCCUGUCUUCUGAUAUUUUCUGUAGAGGAAAUAAAGUCGGACGCAAAAUGAAUAACGAUCUGAACGCCUAUGACGAUCUAGUACGGUACAAGAACCCAGCUGGGAUACCGAGGUCUUUUUUAUUGAAACAAGAUCGUUUUGGUGCAAUACUACCGCAAACAGAUUUUGUGGACAUUCAAUCAAGAAGGCAUUUUGAACCACCGAUGAAUCAAAACGUUUCCGGAAACCAGUCACAGAUUUUUGUUCAAACUGCCAAUGUCAAUAUGGUAGCAGGCCAAGCGUAUUCUCCGACUGAGGUGUAUGAUGAAAUUAAACAAGCUGAAGAUUUGCGCGAUAGUUCCGAAUCACCGGAUAUGCUUGAGUUUGGUCAGAAGCGACAAAGCGCUUUCGAGAGACUCGGACCGGUGGCGCAACCGAAGAAACCGAAACUGACGAUAAAUCUCAACAUGGACAACGAUCAACCCGUCAGGGAAGUGGUAGAACUGAAGAACGUCUAUGAUGACGAGAACAUAAUCAACAGCACUGAUGAGACUGUCGUCACUUACCUACCCUUAUGGCCGUGGAAAAACCAUGUGGUCACCAAGAAGAGUGUCACUGCGAGAACAUCAAAGACUGUCAUGAUGAUGGAACAGGAGCAAAUGGAGGAAAUAUAUGAGAAAGAUAAAAACUUUAUCAUGAUUACAGUAACUGGCUACCCGCCGUCAUGGACAAAAGAACAGUUACUGGAUUCGAUGCUGGAAAAUCUAGUGGGGAAAAGUUUUGUUCCUUGUUUCAUAGAGUUUAAGCCAAAAGUGUGCAGAUUCCUCGUAAUCCGAUGUCGACCCGCGCUCCUGAUGAUACAUUUUCUCGGCUUCGCGAUGCGAAAAGAAGAUGUGGAACUUGAGAUAACCGUAUCUACUACCACGAUAUCCAUUCAUAAACUAGAGUUCGCACCGCGGUCCGUUCUCAGACAACGCCUGGCUAUGAAGUAUGAUGGUGGCAAGCGAGAGUUGGAUUUGAGCGAAUUCACGCUUAAAUUUGAUAUAAGCCAUUUUAUAUACUUUCCGCUGAACCGAAUAUGCAACCAAAAGGAAAUAUUGCGUAUAGAGAGUGAAGUUGAUUGGGAAUUUUUGACCGAACUUAAUUUAUCUCGCAAUAGGAUCACAUCCCUCGAAGGCUUCAACUUAGAAGAUACAAUGCCUAGAUUAAGGAUCCUUGAUCUCUCACACAAUUAUUUAGACAGUAUUAAACCGUUACUGCAAUGUAGGCAGUUACCCCUAAUAAAACUAAGCCUUGAAGGAAAUCCUCUAUGCACUGAUUAUACAGACCCUGAUCGUUAUCUCAAGGUCAUGAAGACUAUAUUUUCGACUUUGAGAGAAUUGGACGGAAUUCUAAUUAUUCUUAAGGGUGAAAUGCCUCCAGUCCAAAAGAACUACUGCUUAGAAGACGCCAAAGCCGUAGUAGAGAAGUUUCUGGAAGUAUACUUUCCUUUACUGGACCAGUCUUCGGAUGACAGGAGCAAUAUGCAUUCAAUGUACUCGAAGAAAGCGGUUUUGACUAUAACUUAUAGGAAUAAAGUGCGUUACGACACAAAAUUCAAAAACGCCAGGAACCUUUUAAUUAAAAGCCGCGUUUUACUCGAAGGCGAUUAUGAUAUUGUCUACGGUGCCGCUAAUAUCGUCAAGCUGUUGACCAAAUGGCCUAAUUUACAACACGACCCGUCGACGUUCACUGUUGAUGUUAUACUGCAUAACGAUUCAUCAACCAUCUUCAGUAUCAAUGGUAUACUGAAACUUACCGCCGAAUCGUUGGCCGAAGAUGAAACGAUGCUAGCGUUUACUCGCACUUUACAUUUAUUUACAAAAAAUGGAGCCGAAUACAAAAUCAUCAAUGAAAUGCUGUACUGGGAUGAACCUACGCAAGAGUACUCGAAUAGGGCUUUUCAACAGCUAUCGGUCCCAAAGAAAAGCGUAUUCGAUAUAAAAUUUGAAGCAACUCCAGAUGAUAACACUAAAGAGCGACUCGUGGAGUUGUUCAUGAAUUUAACUGAGCUCGACAAAUUACCUAGUGAAAGGUGUUUGGAAGCAAAUGAUUGGCAUAUGAAGCACGCCCUAGAGUAUUUUAUAAAGCUCCUUAAAUUAGGCAACCUUCAAAGCCUAAUGAAUUAAAAUGCCGUUGGACAUUUAAACAAGAACAGUUACAUCUCAUAAGCCCUUGUUAUAAUUUAGAUACUUGAAUAGUUCGUGAUAUUAAUACCUGCAAUAAAAUAAGCUUAAUAUA
Pararge aegeria (speckled wood butterfly) is the source of this 2603-nucleotide messenger RNA. Its product is annotated as nuclear RNA export factor 1-like. Bases 392 to 2491 code for a protein of 699 amino acids. Gene Ontology annotation, cellular component: nucleus. The record is from RefSeq and is a predicted model, not a curated record. The transcript is spliced from 16 exons. Gene Ontology annotation, biological process: poly(A)+ mRNA export from nucleus. Lineage: Eukaryota; Metazoa; Arthropoda; Insecta; Lepidoptera; Nymphalidae. Gene Ontology annotation, molecular function: RNA binding; protein binding.